AUGUCUUAUAUUUUAUUGCGAUGCGGCAUACUGUUUAUCAUACCGAUUUCAGUCUUAGCUACACGUCUGCCACAUCAUAUUCUGUCGCAAGUUUUCAAGUAUCUGAAUUUGUCAGACAUACAUAACUGCAUGCUCGUGUGCCGUCAUUGGUCUCACGUGUUAAAUUUUGAGGACAGUAUUGUGUGGAAAUCCUUGGCACAAAGGAAGAUUUCAGAAUCAGCUCUAGCCGAUCCGUAUUUGCUGAAUGAGCUGAAUACAUAUAAGAAGAAAUUACGAGCAUUCUAUUUUGCAUGGAAUCCCAGUGAUGUUUCUAAGAACAAUUAUGUUCGUGGGAAUGGUUUCACUGUACAUCGUCAGCCUGUAGCGCAAAGCACUGAUGGUGUCAGAGGAAAGAUAGGAGUGUCGCUAGGAGUGCAUGCCUUUGACAUCACAUGGGAGGGUCCUUUAGGAACGGUGGCUGUUGUAGGUGUUGCAACGAGGCAUGCUGCUCUUCAUUGUCCUGGUUACUUGCCUCUGCUCGGAAGUGAUGACCAAAGUUGGGGAUGGAACCUUGUAGAUAACACAUUAAUGCACAACGGAGAAAAUUUGGGUGUUUACCCACGUGUAAAUAAUCCUCCGAAAUAUCAGGUUGGAGAGCGGAUACGAUUAGUGUUGGAUUGCGAUCGCCACAUAGUCUAUUUUGAACGUUCGGGUGCAGAAUUUCUUGGACUUGCAUUCACCGACCUACCUCCAGUCAAGUUAUUUCCAGCUAUUUGUGCGGUAUAUGGCAACACAGAAGUUUCUAUGGUUUACCUUGGUCCUCCGCUUGCUGGUUGA
Molecule: messenger RNA, 816 nt
Organism: Angiostrongylus costaricensis
Lineage: Eukaryota; Metazoa; Nematoda; Chromadorea; Rhabditida; Metastrongylidae
Source: the annotation of a GenBank genome assembly